CUUCCGCCGUAUGCAUUAUUCGAAGUUUUAGUGCGGCGAAGUCCAAUUUCUCCGUCUCGGUUUUCGUUCGUUUUACCUCAGGAAUUCAGCGUGGACAUCGAUUGUUUUCUCUUGUUUUGAUUUUUGAUUUGGUCCUAGUGGUGAAGACAAAAAUCGGUGUCGUGGUGAGAGAUAAUACACAGAAACAUCAAACUUAUUGAGAACUGUUGGGAAAAUUAGGCUUACCGCAUAUUUGAUAUAACUUUAAGAGGAAGUACGGGGAUUUUGAAUUUGUUUACCCAAGAGGACAAAACAAACAACAACAAUAACAUUACGAUACGCAGAUAGCCGGCCAUAAAUUGAAUUAAGGACGAGAAAGAGGCAGGCUUGAAUUCGGAUCUUGGUCGAUGCACACCAAUGCCACUCGGCCACAAUAUUAUACCCAUGGACAGUUGGAAUAAUUGAUCAGCCUGACGUUUAGGUAGGCUCGCUAGCGAGCUUUAAAACUCCAUUCGACGGUGCGUACCUUUCAAAGUGGAUUCUUGUGCAAGGAGCUGCAUUUCGUACGACAUCAUUGGCGACGUAAUUUUUUUGCUUUUGCAAAUUGAUAGAUUGGUGGAACUGUUGGUGCAAAGGGAGGUCUAAAGCAAUUCAAGACCAAAACCUUAUCAAGCUGUAUGGUAGUCUCCGAGUUCACGUUAAAGGGCGGUUGUCGGAUUCAUUAGUACUUGAGCGAUUAAUCGUGGAAGUUCCCCCCUUAAACCCAAACAUCAAAAAUAAACGGCCACCGAGUGAUGUCCAGGCCGCUCUCACAGCUUCUCACCCCUGACCUUCCCGCCGGAGCUAGCCCACAGUUUGGGAGUAGUAACCCGGCGAGUGGAAAUCUAGGAGGUGGACACCUGGGUUCAAUGGCAAGCUUAAAGACCCUUCUGCAGCUACCCGUCAAAGGUGACCAGCGAGGGAAAGACUGCUGUGAUAUGAAAGACAAAGACAAACCACUGGAUUCAGAUGAAGACUCCAGCUCCAUGGCCGGGGGUGUUGGAGGCGGCGGAGGUGGGGGAGGCGGCGGGUGCUCGCUGCGCUCCGCGUCCCAGUCGGCCUUCCUGGGACCCUUGUUAUGGGAGCGCACCUUGCCCUGCGACGGCGGCCUGUUCCAGCUCCAGUACAUGGACCUGGAGGAGUUCCUGACUGAGAACGGCAUGGGCAGCCUGCACAACAACAGCUCCAGCUCCGCGCAGAUCCCCUCCCAGAGCUCCCAGUCCGCCAUCCCCAACCAAAGCUCCCAGUGCCCCCCAUCAUCGCCGCCACCCUGCUCCUCGUCGUCCUCCUCCUCUCCCUGCUCCUCCUCCCCGUCUUUGCUGGGUUUGGACAUGCAGCAGGCGACGCAAGGCAUGCUGGGAGGGUCAGAGUGCCUCCAUGGGGGACAGGCAGCCCCUUUGGACCCGUCCCCAUCCCCUUCCUCCUCCCUUCCCCCGCCUCCUGCGCUCCCCUCCACCAAUGGGGCGGACGUCCCGGUGAACUUUGACCCAGACCCUGCGGACCUGGCGCUGUCCAGCGUGCCGGGCCAGGAGGCGUUCGAUCCACGGAGGCACCGUUUCUCUGAAGAGGAGCUCAAGCCACAGCCCAUGAUCAAGAAGGCCCGCAAGAUGCUGGUGCCGGAGGAUCUGAAGGAUGAGAAGUACUGGAGCCGGCGGUACAAGAACAACGAGGCGGCGAAGCGGUCACGGGACGCGCGGCGGCUGAAGGAGAACCAGAUCUCGGUGCGGGCGGCGUUCCUGGAGCGCGAAAACGCGGCGCUCCGGCAGGAAGUGGCCGACAUGCGAAAGGAACUGGGCCGCUGCCGAAACAUCCUCAACAAAUACGAGAGCCGACACGAAGAACCCUGAAGGAGGGCGACGGAGAGGAGGAGGAGGAGGAGGACGAACGACGGGGUUUGGGGGUGGGAGGGAUCGGAGGAAGGAUGAAGAGAUGAUGACGAUGACAGUAAAACAAACAGGAAUGGACAGGAAAGAAAGAAUAGAGUGGAGGAUGGUGGAAGAGUGUUAAAAGAGUGUAGAACAGUUUUCUUUUUCUAAUACAAACAAUUUAUAUUUUUGAACUGGAGAGAUGGAAAUGGAGAGCGAAAAAUAAGGGCAUUGCAAUGAAUUACAUCUGAUUCAGUGAAACGAGUGGGAAGAGAUUCAGUAACCGAGAUCGAGAGAAGAUUUUGACAUAGGAGAACUGUAUAUUUUUAUAUGAG
Messenger RNA from Megalops cyprinoides (Indo-Pacific tarpon), 2218 nucleotides. It is a transcript of the gene dbpb, whose product is annotated as D site albumin promoter binding protein b. Lineage: Eukaryota; Metazoa; Chordata; Actinopteri; Elopiformes; Megalopidae. Gene Ontology annotation, cellular component: nucleus. Bases 774 to 1865 code for a protein of 363 amino acids. The transcript is spliced from 4 exons. The record is from RefSeq and is a predicted model, not a curated record. Gene Ontology annotation, biological process: regulation of transcription by RNA polymerase II. Gene Ontology annotation, molecular function: RNA polymerase II cis-regulatory region sequence-specific DNA binding; DNA-binding transcription factor activity, RNA polymerase II-specific.